GCUCGCGCGGAGAUGAUGGCGGUGCGUGAACGCGCGGGGGCAGUAAUGGCCGCACUGGAUCGGCGGGUUCCGAAUCUCGACGAAUUCGCGGGGCAAAGCUGGAGCUCAUGGGUCGAGAGGGCCGAAGGGCCGCUAUCGGAAGGGUUGGAAUUGAAUGAAUGCAAAAAUGAAAAGAAGAAGAAGAUGGAUGUGAUGAGGCUCAUAAAGGAGGAUAUGCCGAUUUUUGGACUUUGCCCAGCCCAUGACGAAUUCUACUUGGUUGUAUGCAGUCACUGCAGUCAAGUGGUAAAACCUCAGGCCUUUCAGAAACACUGCGAAAGAAGACAUGGUCCUCUAAGGAAGCUUUACAGCCGUGCACAGCCUCCUCCACAUGCCAGCAACACUUCAACACCUCCCAAAUCCCGUCCUUGUAAUAACCAGCCUUUAAACCAGACUUGUAGUCAGAGUGUGGCAUGUGGUCACCAUUCAGGUCCAAAGUCCUCCAGGGAGAAGCCCCACAGUCCAGCUGGCAGCACAGAGCAGCAUGCUGAUCAAGCGACAAAAGGACAAAGAGACAAUCUCUGCUUAUUUGUGCCAGUGGUGAACUUGGAGAAGAUUCCUAACCUCUCAAAACUUGAUGGAUCCUCUUCAGAAAAAAACGCUAAACAUGCCCCCCUUGUCUCAUCCAUAUCACAACCCAACAAUCCCAAAUCAACCCCAACAAAGCUGGCAGCUAAACCAACCCCAUCACCUUCUGCAAAGACCACAUCCGAACCUUCAGUACUACUGUCGAAUGCUUCUAGCAGAAAGGUGGAAGCUGUACCUUCUUCGGUAGAACCACAUCAAACAGCAGCCAAAAGUGGGCCAAAGUCUUACAAGAAGAUUUCUAGAAAAGAAUGUGAUCUGAACAGACAGUGUGGAGUCAUGGACCCUGAGACCAAGAGAGUUUGCACAAGGUUAUUAACAUGCAAGAUUCAUUCCAUACACAGACGGAGAGAAGUGCAAGGACGAGCUAAGGAUUUUGAUGCACUAGUAGCAGAGCUGAAAGCCAGUUCAAGAAACAAAGAAGCAGGGGUAGAGCGAAGCCCAUCUUUGAAGGAGGGAGGAUCGCGGUUGUCAUCCAAGGAAGGGGGGUCUCAAAGUUUAACUACUGCAUCAUGUAAAAGGCAGCUGGCUAACUGCGCAACCUUAAGGUCCAGGAUAUCCUCAGAGAGUGACCAUGAUGAUUUCAGAUCAGCACUUGGAGAGCAACCUGAAGCAAAACUUCUGUACCCACUUCCACUACUGAGGCCAGACUGUAGGGCAUCAAGUGAUGAAAGUGAAGGAGAAACAACAGAAGAAGUAGAGAAGCUCGACUGCCCUUAUUCACAGCAUUUACCACGGCCAGCAGCGCUCUGCACAUUUGGAAGCCGGCUGAUUGGUCGAGGGUGCUACCUAUUUGACAGGCGUUUGGACCACUUCUGUUCAGCACUCAGUAGCAUGCUAGAGAGGCAUAUCAGCUCUCACAUGUGGAAAAGAAUUCCUCCAGCUGUGGAUUUUCAGCCACAUAGUACCUCAUCUCCUAUUGGAGUGUCAUCUUCUGAUUCAGACAUUCAGCGUUUUGGUAGCCAGUUUGCUUCAGGUACUGCUGAUGGCUCUAUGAGGACUACUGCUUCAUGCAUUCUGUCAUCCCCAGUGACCAAGGAGACCAAAUCAUCAUCAUAUACAGCAGCAUCUCCUCACGCUGCCACAACUUGUGGCUUACUGGAUUCAACUGGUGGGAACCAGUCCAUCACCUCACCCCUGGCUGCCAACACACCUUCUCCAUCCUUCAGUAAGCUGCCCUCAUCAAAGACAAGCAAGUCUGCAAAAGUGAAAGAAAGUCCCAGUCCAGAGCAAGACAUUUCAGCUCGAAAGAGGAAAAGGUCUAUGUCUUCCAUGGAAGAUAACACAGUUCUUAAAAAGAACUGUAUUCUGGGUUCGGGCAGGACUAAUGCUUCCAUUCCCAGGUCCACUGAGCCUUCUGCCAAAUCCAAGACUUCCUUGAGUUUCUCGGUUAAUGGAGUUGUAUCCCCUGACUCCAAAAUGAACAAACAUUCAGGGCACAUGGGCAUGCAGCGGGACAACUCAAACUUUAUGAAACGAACAGAUCUUAUAGACUGCCAUUCAAAGGUUGUCCAGGCUGAUGGACGCAGAGCAUCAGUUGGCAUGUCAAAGGGGCUGCAGAUGAACUGUGUUUCCAGAGAGGAUGUCAAGAAAAGGAAAACUGGAACUUCUUAUCCAAAGCCCAUUAAAGUCCCAUCUGCUCCCCUGGAGACCAACAGCUUGCACAAGCGGAAGAAAAGCCUCUUGUCGUCUGUGUCACUGGCAAAAAAGUUCUGCACCAUGAAGCCCAAAUCUCAUUCAUGAGGACUGCCUUCACCAGAGGAGCCACCCAGAAGACAAUUUUGAAUUCUGUUGCCAUGGACUGUCUGGAUCAGAUGCUGGACUUAGUGUUAUUUUUUUUUCUAAACUUUAUAUUAUAGAAUUUUUUUAACUAUAAAAAUUAUACCUCAAGACUCUUUACUUGUUAUCCUGCUGCUAUAAAAAGAAGGAGUGAGAAGCUGAUUAAAAUGCAAAACCAGA
Messenger RNA from Protopterus annectens (West African lungfish), 2583 nucleotides. It is a transcript of the gene ATXN7L2, whose product is annotated as ataxin 7 like 2. Lineage: Eukaryota; Metazoa; Chordata; Ceratodontiformes; Protopteridae. The transcript has 11 exons. Bases 13 to 2367 code for a protein of 784 amino acids. The record is from RefSeq and is a predicted model, not a curated record.